Molecule: messenger RNA, 1385 nt
Organism: Temnothorax curvispinosus
Lineage: Eukaryota; Metazoa; Arthropoda; Insecta; Hymenoptera; Formicidae
Product: queuine tRNA-ribosyltransferase accessory subunit 2
Exons: 7
Coding region: 154-1347 (397 amino acids)
Molecular function (GO): tRNA-guanosine(34) queuine transglycosylase activity
Source: RefSeq, a predicted model, not a curated record
CGAAUUCGAAGAUUGUGUAUGUAACAUGUUACCCGUUGAAAAUAUUCCUGGACACGACUAUUAUACGGUAAAAGUACAUUCGUCAGCUGUUAUUUAGUCAAAAGAAUUGUAUUAAUGAGAGAAAGAUAACAUAUAAGAAAUUGUAGUAAAACAAUGAAAUUUUUCACUGAUUCUGUAGCACGUUGUGCUGCACGAAUUGGUACAUUAAAUGGAUUUGAAAGAUUACCAAAUGUUUCUUUCGAAACACCAUUACUUCUUAUUUACACAAAGGGCGGCAGUGUACCACAUUUAACAAAAGACAUUUUUAAAAAUGUAACAAUGGAGGAACAACUGUUAUCUGUCUCGCUUUCCUCAACGAUAUUAAUGAAAGAUGUUAUUAAAGAGUUGGACACUUCUUUUGCCGAUUUUGUUAGUAUGAAGGAAUAUAUAAAUUUGUUAUCAAUACACGAUCCUGCGUAUACCACCAACUCUGGCUUUCAGCAAUUAGAUUCCAUUUCUGUCUGGUCCAGAACAGGAAGAACUGUUGUUUCGGCUAGUAAAUAUAUGGAACUUGUGCAAGCUUACAAACCAGAUCUAUACGUUGCUUUAUGCGACGGAGAUACAAAUGUUAAUAGCAGUGCGAAAAGAGUGUCGAAGGCGGUGCGUCGAAGUAAAACUUUACUAGAACAAUGUUUAGAUAUCCAUUUGCGCUCGGAUGCUUUGAAGUCGAAGGGAAUACUAGGACCAGUGGAAGGUGGUUAUAAUUUACAGGCUAGGGAAGAGUCCAUAGAUUAUCUAAAAGAUAAGCCUUUGGCAGGAUUUGUAAUAGAUGGACUACAUAACAAUGGACCAAGUGUACAGAACAUUUCAUCAGAACAAAUUAAACAAGUAGUACGACAUACCAUCAAUUUAUUGCCCACCGAUAAAAUAAGAGUGUCAAUGGGUUGUUGGAACCCAGCUACUGUAUUGGAUCUCAUCGAAUUAGGAGUAGACGUAUUUGAUUCGUCCUAUCCGUACGUUAUUACCGAACAGUCACAAGCUUUGACUUUCAUGUGUGAGCAUGACACUGCUGAGAAUAAUCAAUAUGCAAUGUCAAUAGCUGAAAAGAGGUAUGCAGACGACUUUUCUCCUAUUUGUAAAACAUGCGAAUGUCUUGCGUGUCAAAAUCAUUCGAGAGCGUAUAUCCAUCAUUUGCAUCAUACCAAGGAAAUGCUUGGUUUAGUACUUUUAAUGAUACACAAUAUCCAUCAUUAUCUUCAGUUCUUCAGUGUCAUUCGUGAUAGUAUAAAAAAUGGUACAUUCAAUCAAUUUCAGGCGAAAAUUCGUCUAAAAUAUGCAACUACUAACUCUGAAUCCACCACUGUAUGAACAUUAUUUAAUAAAUUAUUUGUUAUAUGUACAAUGUA